AGAUGUGGACACCUGAUUACCUUUUGUAAUCCAAGAUGUACCAACAAGAACUUGGGACCCACUAAUUCAAGGGCAAAGCUAUAAAGGCUCUUGCUUUCCUCUCCGGCCGCAUGCAGGCUGAGCAGAGCUCCGCGCAGUGGACAAUCAGCCGCAACGCAAACAAGAUGCCCGCACUCGCUCCGUCCUCACCGCGCGCCAGCCUCGGAGUUCCGCGCGGGGGAAGCGCGCGCUGACCGGAAGCGCCGAACCAACCAACCAAACAACCAACCAACCAAGGCUGAACUAUUUGGGAGAAAGAACGAGAAAAGAGCGGAGAAGAAGAUGCCGUUUUGCAAGCGCAUCAUCGCGCCCAAGGACGUGUGCAGAAGCGCGCUGAGGAGCGCCCGAGCGCCGUGCGCGGACCUGGCGGACGUGUGCGGCUUCAGCCUCUGCUCCAUCCUCAGACAGCUCUCCGACUUGUGCAGGCAGUCCGUCAGCAUCCUGGAGGAACUCGAAGGGGAGAUCGCCUCCGUCUGCCAGCGCUCGGGAACACUGGAGAACAAAGUUCUCAGCCUGCGGAGACACGUCUCGGCUCUGGCAGCCAGCAAGCCGCCGCUCCAAACCACCACUAACUUGGACUCAGAGAGCAAGCGAACGGCCCACUUCCAAUCGUCAUGGCAACAGCAUGUGAAUGUGUUUGGCUCGUGGAGUAGGCCGGAGUGUGUGCAGGAGCUGCACCAAGAGGCUCAGCUCAACCUCCAGAGCCUGCUGCAAGACUUUGAGGAGCAGCUUUAUGAUAACAGGGUGACUGGGCAAACAUUCCGGCACCCUUCCUCUCAGAGCUCAGAGGACACCUCCACUACACUCAGCUGCUCACCUUCCUCACUCAACAGCAAGAAACCAGACUUUGUCUUCCUGCCUGCAAACAAACAAGUGUGUGAGGAUGAGACAACGUCAUUAGGGAUCCGGGCUCAGGACCCGGCCGCUUGUGGCUCAGACCGCUCCCUCCUGGGCUGGAAUUCUUCAGUAGGGCCCCCAGUUGCUGAAAAACCUCGCUGGCACCUAAGUCGACAUUCUUCUGCACACCUCGUCCCUAUCGAUGUCACAGGCCAGAGCUUUGAUAAGCACGCCAGCGAACUCCAGGCCCCCUUUAGAACUGAAAAGGCGGUUAACCCAAAGACCAUCCGCCGCCCAAGGAGUGUGAUCGCAGGCCCUGAUGUCACGCUGCACUGCCAAGGUGAUGGCAAGAUUCUUGCUGUUGAUCUGAUACAAGGUGCCUGUUCUCCAGACUCUUCCGAGCCAAGAUCUCUGGAACCCACUACAGAGAAUACAGGCGAGCAGCACAUACCCCUAAGAAAAACUCAAAGUGAUAGAGAGCACAGUGUCCCUCCAUCCCCCAAAGCCCCCACAGGCAUGAUGGACCAUGCCACUCUUAUGUGCCCCAGCUCUUCCUGGAAUGGCCCAAAGGGAUCGACCUUCUCCCCAUCCUGGAAUGACUCCUACAACUAUGCCCUAACCUCAAACCCUGUUGCCAAGCAGCCUUUGUCCAAACCUGGAUUAUUAGACUCUGGAGCAGGUGUUGUCAUGUGCCCUUCCCAAACCAGCUCUGUCAUGUCAGCAAGUUCUAUAUCACACUCUAGCUCCUUCACUUUUAUCUCUGAACCUUCUGGGCACAGGACAUAUGCAGUCACACAUGGAAAUUCAAUUAAAGGAAAAAGAAGUGAGACUGAGGGUGCAGCAUCCACACUAGCAUCUGGCAAUGGCCUCAGCAAGUGUGACCAAGAGAAAAGAUCAACGCGAGCCAAUGCGUUUAAAUUCCGUGAACGCUCCCUUUCAACCCCAACAGAUUCUGGAUCUCUUUCCUCAACAGACAAUAUGUGCGGUCCUGGAGAGACAGUGCCUAUAGUCCGAGAGGGUGAGAGCUAUGCCUUGCUGUACCCUAGCAACAGCUCUGAAGACAACACCAGCACUGACAAUAUGUCUGUAGCAACAGGGUCUGACUUCUUCCCAGCAAGUAGACUGAGGUCACGAUCACGAAGCAUCUCAUUGAAGAAGCCCAAAAAGAAGCCACCACCUCCAGUACGCAGUGUGUCCCUAGUAAAGAACUUGUCAUCAAUUGGUGGUAUGGGCCCACACCAUGCUGAAAGGCAUAUUAGAGAUGGUAGACCUAAGAGCCUUUUUAUACCACAAGAUCACAAUUUCCAAGAUUCAUUCCAGCCCGAGUUUCUUAUGGCAUCUAAGCCAGAUGAGGAGACACACAGCAGUUUGGAGACAGCCUCCGAUACAUCUCAGCCUCCAGACAGGGAAGCUGAACUUGUCUGGCAGCUCAGUGAGUGGAAGUCCAACAAUGAUCCCUAUCGUUCAUUAUCAGGCUCAAGCACUGCUACGGGAACAACAGUAAUUGAAUGCAUUAAAGUUCGUGGAAGCUCAGAAUCCCUGAAUUCACCAUCAACCUCCCGUGCUACUUCGCCUUCCCCACUUUCCAUUGAAGCAGAGACUAAGGUCUCACCAUUCAAGCCUCCCUGUCUUAUGUCCCCCUCAAGUGGAUACUCUAGUCAGUCUGAGACUCCCACCCCAACUAUUACAAACUCUGCCAUCACUGGACUCACUCCAACAGGGUGCAAGAUGCGCCCAAAGAUCCCAGAGAGAAAAUCUUCGCUUCCAGCCACCUCACCAAAAGACAAAUCUCAGUCUCGUCUCUCUUUUGAGUUACCAGUGAAUUCUGCAGUAGACUUAUCAUCUGUUAAACCCAAAAAUAAAGCUAGCCGAAGACACUCAGACACAUCCACAACCAGUAAAUCAGGAAAGUUGAGUCAGUCAUCACAGCCCAUGGUUACCACAACAGAUCUACGAAACAUCAGACUCCGUUCAGUAAGCCGAUCAGAACUUGAGGACAGUCCUGAUGGCUCCUCUGACAUCAUAGAGGAGGAGCAAGGACGUGAUAUAAGCCCUCCUACCACCCCAUAUAGCUCUAAGCCACCCAAGCCACCAGUUGCAUUGAAGCCACCACUCCCCAAAAGACCCAUGAACUUGAUGCUGAAGUCUCCCUCAUCAUCACCCCAUGCUCAGGAAUCUCCACCAGCCUCCCCAAUAGACCGACCAAUGCCUUUAGCUAACAUCUACAUGGUGGUCAGGAAGCCUAAACCUAAAAGGCCAUCCCAACCAUCAAUCAGUCCAUCUGCAGUUACACCUCAAGAGCAGGUGCCAAGAUAUCCACCUCCCUUGCCUGAGCUUGACCUAGAACAUGGAAUACCAAUUGAGGAGGAUUUUACCUUUCCCAGCAGUCCAGAGAAAGAGGACAUAGACAAGAUCCCACAAAGUCAAAGUGUCAUUUCCUGCAUAGCUGAAUUGGAUAAGAAGAAACACAAGGUACCACCACCAGUACCCAAAAAACCAAAUGUUCUUCUCUUACCUUCCCCCACUGCCCAGACUCCAAACAAUGGAAGUUCAGAAAAGCAAGGCCUCCUCCAUGAUAGUGGUUCACAGUCACCUCUAGGCCCACCACCAUCUGAAGUUGAGGAGGCUUCUUAUAAAGAAGAUGACCAAGAAAUACUUACAAACCAAGAGAUUACAGAAAUUUUUGAGAGCAGUGCACAAGAUGAAAAUCAAGGACAUCCGGACAGUCAUGGAAAUGAAGAAAACUAUGAUAUACCGGAGGAGAACACCCCUAAGGAUACUGGCUUUAUUCAAGAUGUUGACAUAAAGGCAUUUACUGCAGAAAUAAUGACAGAAGCUUCACUGGAGGAAAACAGCUCUAUAAAAGACAAGACAGAACUGCACAUCAGUGAAGAAACCGAUGAUGAUGUGCUUGUGCACACACCUACCACCCACACAACUGAAGACCUUUUCACCAUCAUACACAGAUCUAAGAGGAAAGUCCUUGGGCGUAAGGAGCCAGCGUUUGGUAGUCGUCAGAGCCUUGUGUCACCUGUGAAAAGCAGUAGCAGUGAUAUUCGAACACUGACACUAGGCAGCACUCCAAGAUCAAACUCUCGGAAUGAGAACUUCAUGGCUCUUCUCCAGAAGAAGGGCAGCAAGUCAAGCAGUGGAACGCGAGUCUCUGCCAUGGAACUGCUGAAGAGCACAAACCCUUUGGCUCGCCGUGUCACUGAGUUUUCUCAGUCAGAUCUGGAUGCUGCAGGAACUGACCUAUCUAAAAUGGCUCUACCAGACCAGUGAUUCCACUAUAGAGAGCCAAAUGUAAUGGCUGAUUUUCAGUUAGUGCUUCACUGCACAUCUGUAUGGUUUUACUUCCCAGGAUCUUGCACUGUCUGAAGUGUGGUGCUUUUAAGUUGUUUUAACCCUGGGUCUUACCUUUUUCAUGUUGCUGUGGAGCUGCUGUCCAUAUCAAAGUAAAGGAACCCAGUUCUGAUGUGAGGUUCUUAAGUAGUUGGGUUAGCAUUGUAUUUUACUACAGAGAGUGUUAUACAUUAACAUCUCUGUGGAUAUCUACAAAUAGUACAAAGGCUUACAGGCCUUAGAAUGUAGUCUAGUUUGCAAAGCCCACCUUUAGAAGGCAGAAUUGUUGCAAGUCUAAGCAAGACAAUAAUUCUUUUCUAAUUGUGGAUGGAGUUUAGAAAACAAAUGUAUACAUACAACAGUCUGAAAGAGAAACAUUCCAUAAAGAAAAUGUAAAACAAAUUCCCUUAAAAAGCACUUUUUUUUAUUGCAAAAGUAGUUUACAGCUAAACUAUUUGUCUUUUUUUAUUUCUUAAAAUAAAAUAAAAGAUAUAUAUAUAUAUAUGAAAGGCCCCUUAUGCAUUCUGGGAACCCAAAAUAAAACAAAAUUUCCUUAAAACUGCCUGUUUUCGGCAUGUUUACAGCAAAAAGGGACUAACAUCACAAAAUAGAAAACCUUAAUGCAAUAUUUUUUAUUUAAAUUGAAAUUAUAGGUCUUUCCUCACUGCCAGUACUGGUACAAAGUGGGUGGUAGCAUUGCGAAUGUGCAUUACAAUUAAACAAUAAAACCAAAACCACUACAGAGCAGAUUAUUAAUACCAAAUGACAGAAGAUUAGAAGCCAGAAAAACGACAAAACAAAAAAUAAUAAUAAUAAUAAUAAAU
Clarias gariepinus (North African catfish) is the source of this 5042-nucleotide messenger RNA. RefSeq names its product NHS-like 2 (gene nhsl2). Gene Ontology annotation, biological process: cell differentiation. The record is from RefSeq and is a predicted model, not a curated record. Lineage: Eukaryota; Metazoa; Chordata; Actinopteri; Siluriformes; Clariidae. The transcript has 9 exons. The coding region runs from base 322 to 4158 and encodes 1278 amino acids.